This is a messenger RNA of Cyphellophora europaea CBS 101466, 384 nucleotides long. RefSeq lists its product as uncharacterized. The transcript has a single exon. Lineage: Eukaryota; Fungi; Ascomycota; Eurotiomycetes; Chaetothyriales; Cyphellophoraceae. The record is from RefSeq and is a predicted model, not a curated record. Bases 1 to 384 code for a protein of 127 amino acids.
AUGUCUCAUCGGCCGGCAAUCUGGACCAUAUUUCUCAAAGGGGCCAGAGAUUCCAUGUCAACCGAUCUGUGUUCUGGCGGCUGGGAUGACAAGUCUGCUGACGAGCUCCACCGUUUCCUGACCGGUCAUCAACCACAGAUUAGCUCGGCCCAACAGUCCAAGGAUGUGCGGAAAGAAGCCCUUCAGACCGGCCCCAAGGAUUCGGCGUCGAAAAGUGGGAAGGUCAAGCAGUUGCGUCUCUAUCGACAAGCUCAGCACUACGACGGCUACGAUGCUUUUUUCAUGGCCGACCAUUCCGGCUUCCUGGACGACCAAAUCAUCCUUGAACUCGGUUUUGCCACCAACGAAACUCUGAUGACGCUAGUUGGGGGCUUUCUGGCAUGA